Aspergillus novofumigatus IBT 16806 is the source of this 1764-nucleotide messenger RNA. RefSeq names its product Zn(II)2Cys6 transcription factor. Gene Ontology annotation, molecular function: DNA-binding transcription factor activity, RNA polymerase II-specific; zinc ion binding; DNA binding. The transcript has 5 exons. Bases 1 to 1764 code for a protein of 587 amino acids. Gene Ontology annotation, biological process: DNA-templated transcription; regulation of DNA-templated transcription. The record is from RefSeq and is a predicted model, not a curated record. Lineage: Eukaryota; Fungi; Ascomycota; Eurotiomycetes; Eurotiales; Aspergillaceae.
AUGGAUCAUCCUGCAAGGGCGAUGCCCAUUCAAAGGUUGAAUGGCAAUGAUGGCGCGAACCGCCCACGCCGUACCCGACGUACAUAUGCUUGCGACUCCUGCAGCAUCAAGAAGAUCAAAUGUGACCGCGCAACGCCCCAGUGUGACUGGUGCUACCAUCAUAACAUCCCCUGUACCUUCACGCGCGACCGAGAUUCCUCGCGCUCAUGCUUACGCCAAACUCGAAGUGAUAAAAGAACUCUGCCUGAAGUACCCUUUCCAGAGUGCGGUCCCCAGGCUGUAGUGCCCCAAGGUUUCGGGACCGAUAUAUGCCUUGCUGGACAGACUCUCGGGAAUAUUUGUGCAUUCAAUGGCUUGCCUUUCUUCUCUCCAAGCGGGUUGGAAUGGAUUCGAGCCCGUACCGGCGAGGACGGAUCUCUAGACCGAUAUUGCAGCAUGAGGCCUAUCACCUGGCCGCGGUUAACUAAGAAAUGUACCGAGGGCGACCGACGAUUAUCGCUGCCGGAUAAAUCGCUUCUUUUCGAACAGAUAGAGGCUUUUCAAAAGUCAGUUUGCGGCCAGUUCUUGCCUCUUGUUAACCGAACAUGUUUUGAGUACACUAUCCGAGCGGCCUACGAGAAGGAAUUGUCAGACAUCUCGCCUGGGCUUUUCAGCGCCAGGGUAUGUAUAUUUGCCUUUAUGGCCCUGAGUUCAUUCUUUGCUGGUCAACCGCAUGUUGACAAAAUCGUGACUGCCGAUGAAUAUGCCCGCGAGGCUCAAGAUCUAUUCCCAGAGAUGCUCAACGAGUCAGUAACAUUGGACGGGUUGCAGGCACUGACCAUGCUGGCCACAUCUGGAGAUAUGCUCAGUAUAGAGCUUAUGUUGUCCAUGGCCACACGCUUCGUCUUUCACCUUAAAGGCAACGUCUACCCCGAGGAUAUAGAGGGCGGUACUCUGGGUGCAAAGAUGCACGUCAGGAAUCUUUUUUGGAUCUGUUUCACCCUCGACAAGAUAUUCAGCUUGCGCACAGGCCUUCAACCCUUUAUCGACGAGACGAAUUGCGAUCUAACGCUUCCUCGAAUGCAGACGGUGACUGGCCCGCUGGAAAGCUUGCAGCCUUUCUGUCAUCAACACAACCACACUAUGUUUCUCACCCUCAUUCGCCUGUCUCUAGUCCAGUCGAAGGUCUAUCAUGGCCUAUACUCUUUCUCCGCUCAACGCCAAAGCGAUGCGGAUCUCCUAGCUACCAUCCGCAGCCUGGACAUCGCCUUGGACGAAUGGCGGUCCUCGGUGCCCACGUUCUCGGGCCGACCUACACAGAACGAAAAUCGCAUGGCCGAUUUCCUUUUUGAAAUGCAGUACCACUACUGCAUGGCUGCAAUCCAUCAGACAAGCAGCCGGUGCACUGCCUGGGUUCAGAACCAGGACACCCGCGUGGCGGGCUCGAGUCUUGCCCUCAGCGUAGCAGCCAGUCGGUCUGUGUUACGAAAGUUCCUGGAAACGGAUCCACAAAGCGAGGGACAAUUUCUCUUGUUUUGCUUACCAGAACUCUCCACAUCUGCCAUCCACCUUUUCUCGAAUAUCCUCAUGAGUCCUCUGGAGGACCGAAGCGAUACUGACUUAUCUUUGAUGAGAGUAGUACUUGAACAUAUUGGGAAGCAUAUAUGGAAGCAGACGCCAACCACAUUUACCGCCCAGGUCCGUCUUGUGGAAGAGUUUAUGGGCGACCUCUAUCAUCUAGCUGAGAUGGCAAUCCUCAAGGCCCGACGGGAAAGUGAACAUUAA